Eimeria mitis is the source of this 771-nucleotide messenger RNA. Its product is annotated as 50S ribosomal protein L12, putative. Bases 1 to 771 code for a protein of 256 amino acids. Gene Ontology annotation, biological process: translation. NCBI's taxonomy places the organism in Eukaryota, Apicomplexa, Conoidasida, Eucoccidiorida, Eimeriidae. The transcript has a single exon. Gene Ontology annotation, cellular component: cytosolic large ribosomal subunit; ribosome. Gene Ontology annotation, molecular function: structural constituent of ribosome. The record is from RefSeq and is a predicted model, not a curated record.
AUGUUUCUCGCGUUGUCGCGUCCGCAACAGCAGCGCCGGCGUUCGGUGUUGAUGUUGCUGGCUCUGCUUAUUCUGAGUGUCAUGUCAUCUGUGUGCUCCAGCAACUUCUGCUUCUCCGCAAGACGCCUGGACAAAAAGGGGGCCCCACAAGCGGCGACGCGGGCUCUCUUUGCUGCAUCUGUAGGAGCAGCAGCCUCAGCAAGGGCACCUACUCCUCCCUCAUUUUUGACGGCUCAUCGCAAUUACCCUUCCGUGGAGGCCUUCAGCUCUGUUCGUUCCGUAUCCUCACUCUGCGCGGGAGGCCCCUUAGUGGGAGGGGGAGGAGAGGGCCCUACGCCUCCGACAGGUCCUCGCGUGCAGGCUGCACUAGAGCAGCUGCAACAGCUCACUCUCCUUGAAGUGUCUGAGCUGGUGCGUCAGCUAGAGAGGAUCUUUGGAGUGUCGGCUGCUUCUGCGCUUGGUGUUGUGGCAGCAGCAAAAGCACCGCCAGCACCUGCUGGUGAUCAGAGUCCAGGUGCCUCAGGGGAAUCAGCUGCUCCUAAAGCCCCUGAGAAGACAGAAUUCAAGGUAUUAAUGAAAGCUGUGCCUACGGCUAGCCGCAUAUCUGUCAUCAAGACAUUGCGAAGUGUACGCUCAGACUUAGGACUGAAGGAAGCAAAGAACUUCAUAGACUCUCUCCCCAAGGACGUAACCGAAAACAUUAACAAAGCAGAAGCGCAGAAGAUCUUCGACGCUCUCAAAUCGGCUGGAGCUGAGGUGGAAAUGGUUUAA